GAUCAUGUGGAACUUGAACCCAGAAGUGCUAGUUACUUGGACCUCGCUGCUGCUUUCCUGGUAAAAUGAUGAUCUUCCUUGUUUCUACUCCUCGCAUAUAAAAUGUUUCCCUGAGUCUGAAGAAAACCAUGGAGAUCCAGAAGAGACUAAGAACGUGUUGGGAAGGAUUCCUGGCUUGCUUUAAGAAACCAAGACGUCCUGAUGAAGAAACCCAGCGUAGAGCGACUCAACAGUCCCACUCAGUGACUGUCCACCCGCCUGCCAGCACCGACCCCCCGUGGACGGUACCAAGACGCGACACAAUCGACACAAACGGGAAUCUAUACAUCGCCCUGUACGACUAUUCUGCCCGAACGGAUGAGGACCUGAGCUUCAAUGCCGGGGACACGCUCGAGGUGCUGGACCAGAGAGCGGCGGAUUGGUGGUUCGCCCGUGCCAUAACCGGAAUCUCAGAAUCCAAACAGGGCUACAUCCCCGCAAACUACGUGGCCCCGGUGGAGAGCAUCGAUGCCGAACCCUGGUAUUUUCCUGAUACUAAGAGGCUGGAUGCAGAGAAGAUGCUCCUCGCAGAAGGAAAUCAGCAUGGAGCUUUUCUCAUCAGGAACUGUGAAAGCCAGCGAGGAGAGCUCUCACUCUCAGUGCUUGACAGUGGGAGAGUGAAACAUUACAAACUGAGGAAAACAGAAAACGGUGCCUACUACGUGUCAAAAACAAGGCCCUUUGACACUCUGAAGCAGUUGGUGCAAUACUACUCCAGGCAGGCUGAUGGACUGUGUGUAUGUCUGGGUGAACCCUGCAAGAAGAUGGAAGCUCCACAGACUCACGGUCUGUCUUACAACACAGUGGACCAGUGGGAAAUUGAUCGCAAGUCCAUCAAAUUGCUUCGGAAGUUGGGUGCUGGUCAGUUUGGAGAAGUAUUCGAAGGGUUAUGGAAUGAGACCACUGCAGUUGCUGUGAAGACUCUCAAACCAGGCACUAUGGACCCACAAGACUUUCUUAGAGAGGCCCAGAUAAUGAAGAGGCUACGUCACGCCAAACUCAUACAGCUUUACGCGGUGUGCACCAUGGAGGAGCCCAUCUACAUCAUUACAGAGUUGAUGAAGAACGGCAGCCUCCUGGAGUACCUGCAGAAAGACAAUGGCAGCACUCUCCGGAUCUCAGACCAAAUUGAGAUGGCUUCUCAGGUGGCUUCUGGCAUGGCUUUCCUGGAGCUUCAAAACUACAUCCACAGAGACCUGGCUGCCAGGAAUGUUCUGGUGGGCGAGAACAACAUUUGCAAGGUGGCAGACUUUGGUCUAGCCAGGGUCUUCAUGAAAGAGAAUGAGAAUGUCUACGAGGCCAGAGAGGGCACCAAGUUCCCAGUAAAGUGGACCGCUCCUGAGGCCAUCCACAACAACAAGUUCACCAUAAAGUCUGAUGUGUGGUCUUUUGGAAUCCUGCUGUAUGAGAUCAUGACUUUCGGCCAGAUGCCAUAUCCAACCAUGACAAACUACCAGGUGGUACAGAAGGUCCCACAGGGGUAUAGGAUGCCAUGCCCACCUCAGUGCCCCAAAGUUAUGUAUGACAUCAUGAUCGAUUGUUGGAAGCAGAAUGAGCAGGACCGUCCCACGUUUGAAACUCUACAGUGGAAGCUGGAGGACUACUUUGAUCUGGAUGUCACAUCUUAUGACGAUGCUUUCCGAUAUUAGCAGGAUCAAUUAGGCUGGAUCAGCGGGACUUUAAUCCUAUCUUGAAAUCCUAAUUUUAGUGAUUCAUAUUUGUGCUCAGUUUCAUUUGUCAGAGGAUUGUGACUCCUGAAUUGCAGCUGAAUGAAGAAAGAGAAUGCCAUCGUUGUUUUAACUCAAUCAACAGGUUCUUCAGUCCAGACGGCUGACAUUCUUUCCACAGGCAGUCAGUGUUGCUGUUUUGAUCCUACUUUGCAUUGUUGUUUUAGUUAACACGGACAAACAUGUACAGUGUUUAUACAAGUAUGUUGCAUAUUCAAGUAUUAUGGUGAUUAAAUAUCAGUUUAAUAUAUAGAAUGCCUGAUGAUGUUUGUACUCAAUAUUGUACACCUGAAUUAAAAAGGGCUCUUGUA
Messenger RNA from Synchiropus splendidus (mandarinfish), 2077 nucleotides. It is a transcript of the gene frk, whose product is annotated as fyn-related Src family tyrosine kinase. Lineage: Eukaryota; Metazoa; Chordata; Actinopteri; Syngnathiformes; Callionymidae. Bases 129 to 1688 code for a protein of 519 amino acids. Gene Ontology annotation, biological process: cell surface receptor protein tyrosine kinase signaling pathway; protein phosphorylation; cell differentiation. Gene Ontology annotation, molecular function: non-membrane spanning protein tyrosine kinase activity; ATP binding; signaling receptor binding. The transcript has 8 exons. Gene Ontology annotation, cellular component: extrinsic component of cytoplasmic side of plasma membrane. The record is from RefSeq and is a predicted model, not a curated record.